AUGUCCAGACAAGAAGAAGCUUUUGUGGAGCGAAAAGACAAUCCGGAAUCUCUGUCAUUACCGUCAUCCGUGGUCUCCCAAGAUGUGGAAGUCACCGACUUUCGUGGUCCCGGCGAGGACGAAACACAAAACAACUUGGAAAGGACACCGAGUAUGCUACAAAGAGUGCAGACUCGACUUUCUUUUUUCAACGAGCGUCUUCUGAAGCACAGAAAGCUGUUAGCUUUGAGAUUCCUCACCGUGUAUUUGAUCAUGAGCUUUUUUAUUUUAGGAAUCUUUUCUAUUUAUUGGGGGACUGGUUACAAGCGUAACACCAGAUAUGACCGUCUCAGAAUGUUGGUGGUCAUCGAGGAUGCUCAGGUUGUCAACGGUACUGAGCCUGUCAUUGGCAACACCCUAAAGCAUAUCUUGGAGGAGCCUCUGCUGCACGAGCUCGGAAACUGGUUGAUUCAGAAUCUUACGGAGUUUGAGGACACUGCCCGCAGCCAUGGCAAUUCGAUUUACGACGAGGUGGCUCGCCAGGUGCACCAUCAGGAAUACUGGGCCGGAAUUUACGUCCCUGCAAAUGCCUCCAAUGACCUCAAGAACGCUAUCGUUGCUGGUGAUACCUCUUACAACGUGAGCCAGGAGUCUGUUAAGGUGUACUACGAAACGGGUCGUGACAUGAUGGCGAUGAACUCGUACGUCACACCAAAUAUUCAAAAGAUCUCUGCGAGAUUCGCUGCAAACACAAGCGGAGUCGUCAAUGGUCUACUAGCUGGCAUGGACGCCUCUAGCAUUUUUUCAAACAUAGACUCUCGCGAAGUUGCAACAACUCCUCUUCAAUUUUACAUGUAUGAUGCCCGUCCAUGGAAUGACCCAACACUUUUUGCUCCAUCACAGGUUGGCCUUAUUUAUAUGAUCAUUGUGACCUUUUUUGGCUUCAAUUUCUUUCUCGAAAUCCACCAAUCCGUGGCAAGCUUUGGCCUCAAAACUAUCCACUUAAUUUUAUACAGAGUUUUGUCCUCGAUUUUCACUUUCUUUAUCGUCAGUUUGGUGUACUCUCUUGUCACGCUAGCAUUUCAAGUUGACUUCACGGUUGCAUUUGGUCAUUCAGGCUUUUUAGUGUACUGGAUGACAAACUUUUUAACUAUGUGGGCGGUUGGUGCUAUGAAUGAGACCAUGGCGAUGUGGUGUAUCAUGUACUACCCACCACUUCUCGGCUUCUGGAUGUUGUUCUGGGUCAUUGUUAACAUCUCUUCAACUUUUACUCCAAUCGCCCUUUUGCCUAAGUUUUACAGGUAUGGCUACGCCUUGCCAAUUCAUGCCUCGUACGAAAUCACAAAAGUAAUUUUUUUCGACACUUACAAAGGUGCCAUGGGCAGAAACUUCGGUAUCUUGGUCGCAUGGGACGCAUUUGGCACAAUUGCAUUGCUUUUGACCUCCAAAAAAUUCGGCCAGAAAAUGGGUGCAAAAGCUAAGGCUUCAAAGGAGAAGAUCAAGCAAGAAGUGAGAGAGGAGUACGAGAAGAAGAACAUUGACCACAGCGUCUCCGAGUCUCCAAGGGAAAGAGCUGAACAAUGA
Messenger RNA from Candidozyma auris, 1563 nucleotides. Its product is annotated as SNG1 family protein. The transcript has a single exon. Bases 1 to 1563 code for a protein of 520 amino acids. Lineage: Eukaryota; Fungi; Ascomycota; Pichiomycetes; Serinales; Metschnikowiaceae. The record is from RefSeq and is a predicted model, not a curated record. Gene Ontology annotation, cellular component: membrane.